AUGAGAUCAAUUACGGUUAAUUCACAAAGUUCAGAAUCUCUGGCCAGUGAUGAAGGCGAACACAGUCUGCUGCAAAAGGAUCAAGAACAAAGGGAAAAUGUACAGCCACAAGAUUCAUCAUUGAUGUUAUUCCAUAAUUAUCUCAAACAACAACAACAAAAACGUCGACGUCCGUUAUUAGGACGAUCAUUAGAAACUGCGGAUGAUAACAAUUCACAUGAAAGACGAAAUAAACGACCACUGAUGGGCAGAGACAUACAUAAUACAUUUAAAAAUUCAAAGCGUACAAGACCUCUAAUGGGUUAA
Didymodactylos carnosus is the source of this 306-nucleotide messenger RNA. Lineage: Eukaryota; Metazoa; Rotifera; Eurotatoria; Philodinida; Philodinidae. The record is from the annotation of a GenBank genome assembly.